AUGAACAGUGAGUUCCAUUUAUUUUUAUUUUCGGUACUGUGCGUUUUAUUUUCCAACAUCAGUGCGUCCGGCCCUUCUAUCUAUAGGAACGACUCAACAAAGCAUCUGAGAAUCAUAGAUGGAACUGACGCAGACGAGAGCGAGUAUCCGUACGUGGUUCUGUUAAUGCAAACGCGCCAGGGCUGGGGCAGGAUGUGCACAGCCUCCCUCAUCUCCGAACGCUGGGGCAUCACCGCCGCUCACUGCAAGAAUUACUUCCCUUACGGUUUACGUGUUUGGACCAAAGACUUUAACAAUUACGGUAAUUUUUGGGACAAUAGUGUUGAAAUUGCUGAAAUGAUAACACAUCCUAGCUACCGACUGUUAAUCAGAAUGAAAGGCAGACAUGACAUAAUUGUAAGUAAUGAUAUAGCUUUAUUUCGUCUUCAAAAGAGGAUAAGUUUACCCCGGUACGCGCGACUGUCAUCUGUCGACCGGGACACGUUGAUGGGGCAUCCAGUCAUAUACAUAGGUGGUGGUGCCAGAAAGAUACACGGAUUUAAUCCGUUACAAGGUGCGCUUCAAAAAGGUGAAGGUGUUAUCGUUCCAUGUGAUUCGGCAAUGAAACGUGUAUCUAAGUAUGUAAUAUGCACUGCCUCGAAGUGUUCUAAAAGAGCCCAGAGAAUAUAUUACGGUGACUCUGGUGGGCCUUUGAUUAUGGAUGGACAGGUUGUCGGCGUGUGUUCCUACGUGAUGGAACACGGAACGGUGACAAGCUCAGGCUAUGCACCAGUCAGCUGUUACUUAGACUGGAUUUAUUCUGUAAUACAUUCCCGGGACUCCGGGGAACCCCGCACGAAGAGACGUCGCUCUCGGAGGAAACUAUUUUAUAAAAAGAUAAAACUAUUUUAUAAAAAGAGAAAACCCUACAGACAUGGAUGA
Molecule: messenger RNA, 921 nt
Organism: Helicoverpa zea (corn earworm)
Lineage: Eukaryota; Metazoa; Arthropoda; Insecta; Lepidoptera; Noctuidae
Product: chymotrypsin-1-like
Exons: 1
Coding region: 1-921 (306 amino acids)
Biological process (GO): proteolysis
Molecular function (GO): serine-type endopeptidase activity
Source: RefSeq, a predicted model, not a curated record